AUGUUACGUACUGUUAACCAACGUACUGUAUUAAAAUCCGCAAUUAAUAAAAGCGACUCCAUUUUAAAUAACUCGAGCAGAUUGCUACCAUAUGCUUUUAAGUGUAAUGCUAAUGGUUCUGCAGUUUUCGCUACAAAAAUACCUGGCAAUGAAUUGUCUAAAAGAACGUUUUCCACCAAACAUUCGAAACUAAUACCUAAUGCGGCUAGUAGUGGAUCUUUACCGUUCCACCAAUUUAAGAGGUUUAUGCAGAUGCGAAUGAAUCCAAAUCAACAACAACAGCCCGAAAAACCAGCUUUAGAAUUGUACGGUACAAAUUUAACGGAAUUGGCAAGGAAGGGUAAGCUAGAUCCCGUCAUUGGUCGUGAUGAGGAAAUUGCUCGUGCCAUUCAAAUUUUAUCCAGAAGAACCAAGAAUAAUCCUGUUUUAAUUGGGAGAGCAGGUGUCGGUAAGACAGCAUUAAUCGAUGGGCUAGCUCAAAGAAUUGUCGCGGGUGAAGUUCCUGAAUCUUUAAAGGAUAAGGAUUUAAUAGCUUUGGACUUGAGUAGCUUGAUCGCUGGUGCAAAAUUCAGAGGUGAGUUUGAGGAAAGAUUGAAAAAAGUUUUAGAAGAAAUUGACAAGAGUAACGGCAAAGUUAUUGUUUUCAUUGAUGAAGUUCACAUGCUAUUGGGCUUGGGUAAGUCUGACGGUAGUAUGGAUGCCAGUAACAUCUUAAAACCAAGGUUGGCUAGGGGUUUGCGUUGUAUCAGUGCCACCACUUUGGAUGAAUUUAAAAUUAUUGAAAAAGAUCCUGCCUUAACUAGAAGAUUUCAGCCCAUUAUUUUGAAUGAACCAAGUGUCCCUGAUACUAUCUCGAUUUUGAGGGGGUUAAAGGAAAGGUAUGAAGUUCACCACGGUGUUAGGAUUACUGAUGCUGCGCUUGUGUCGGCCGCUGUUUUAUCUAAUAGGUAUAUUAACGAUAGGUUCUUGCCUGACAAGGCCAUCGAUUUAGUUGAUGAAGCUUGUGCUGUGUUGAGAUUACAACAUGAAUCCAAACCUGAUUCGAUCCAGCAAUUAGAUCGUUCAAUUAUGAGAAUUCAAAUAGAAUUGGAGUCUUUGAAAAAAGAAACUGAUCCUGUUUCUGUUGAGAGAAGAGAAAAGUUGGAAAAAGAACUGGAUAUGAAAAAUGAUGAGUUAAGUAGAUUAACAAAAGUUUGGGAAGCUGAAAAACGCGAAAUUGAAUCUAUCAAAAAUGCUAAGGCUGAUUUAGAAAAGGCCAAAGUUGAACUAGAAAUUGUACAAAGAGAGGGUAAUUUUGCUAAAGCUUCCGAAUUAAGGUAUGCUAAAAUUCCGGAACUAGAAAAGAUGGUUUCUUUGAGUAACAAAAACAAAAAUGGAAAGAAUGAGGGGUUAUUGCAUGAUUCAGUCACUUCGGAUGAUAUUUCAAAAGUUGUUGCCAAGAUGACUGGUAUUCCAAUGGAAACUGUUCUGAAAGGUGAUAAGGAUAGAUUGCUAUUCAUGGAAAAUUCUUUGAAGCAAAGAGUUGUGGGUCAAGAUGAAGCCAUAAAAACUAUUGCUGAUGCCGUUAGAUUACAAAGAGCUGGUCUAACAAGCGACAAAAGACCAAUUGCCAGCUUUAUGUUUUUGGGGCCAACUGGUACAGGUAAAACUGAGUUGACCAAAGCGUUGGCUGAAUUUUUAUUUGAUGAUGAAUCUAAUGUUAUUAGGUUUGAUAUGUCUGAAUUUCAAGAAAAGCAUACUGUUUCCAAAUUGAUUGGUGCUCCACCUGGCUACGUUUUGAGUGAAAGUGGAGGUCAAUUGACUGAAGCUGUUAGACGUAAGCCUUAUGCGGUUGUUUUAUUUGAUGAAUUUGAAAAAGCUCAUCCGGACAUUUGCAAAAUUUUGUUACAAGUACUAGACGAGGGUAAGCUAACUGAUUCUUUGGGGCAUCACGUCGAUUUCCGUAAUACUAUAAUUGUGAUGACGUCUAACAUUGGGCAAGAUAUUUUGUUAUCUGACAAGGCUGGUGUCACAGAUGAUGGUAAGGUCAGUGAAGCUACGCAAACCAAGGUUAUUGAAGCUAUGAAGAAGCAAUAUCCACCGGAGUUUAUCAAUCGUAUCGAUGAUAUAUUAGUUUUUAAUAGAUUAUCUAAAAAGGUUUUACGUAGUAUUGUUGAUAUCAGAUUGGAUGAUAUUCAAGAGAGAUUAGAAGACAAGAGAAUCAAAUUGGAACUAACAGAUGAUGCUAAAACAUGGUUGACUGAUCAUGGUUAUGACCCACUAUAUGGUGCUAGACCAUUAAAUAGACUAUUGCAUAAGAAAUUAUUGAAUCCGAUGGCUGUCUAUUUGUUGAAGGGUCAAAUAAGAACUAAUGAAACUGUUGAGGUGGAAGUUAAGAAUGGUGAGUUAUAUGUUAAACCUAAUCAUGAGGAAGGUGAACAAGUCGAAGUUGAAGAGGAGAAAUAG
Molecule: messenger RNA, 2445 nt
Organism: Saccharomycodes ludwigii
Lineage: Eukaryota; Fungi; Ascomycota; Saccharomycetes; Saccharomycodales; Saccharomycodaceae
Gene: HSP78
Product: chaperone ATPase HSP78
Exons: 1
Coding region: 1-2445 (814 amino acids)
Biological process (GO): cellular response to heat
Cellular component (GO): cytoplasm; mitochondrial matrix
Molecular function (GO): ATP hydrolysis activity; ATP binding
Source: RefSeq, a predicted model, not a curated record